UAUUUAUUAUUUUUUAUCACAGUAUUUACAUAGAUCAAGGGUCGUAGACCUAGUGUGUAGUUUUAGACAUUUUGGCUUAAUACAUUUUUAGACGAAACUUUUUUCUUGUUUUUUAUCUUUGUUUUAACCUACCAUAUUGUUAAUUUUUAAUAUUUAUUCUUGGGUUAGUUGUUCCCCUAGUUCUGACAUCAAUAAUUAUUCUAAUCUGUCAAAUAUUAUUAUGUAAUGAUUUAGUGCAAUACCAAACUGAUCUGGAUACCAAAGACGACUGGAAUGUAACUUAACAUUUAAAAUCGGAAAAAUUCCAACGUAUUAUGAUCUCAAAAUGCCCUAAUUAUUUAUCAGACUCGUAUGUAAGUAAUUAUAAUUUUUAUUCGUCCGAACACAGUAUUAUUCCAUUGAACUUGCCUAAUCAAAUUACAUAUAUCAAUAAUUAUAAUAAUCGUCACUGCAGCAGUAUGGACCAUCACCACCAACCCCACUACAUUCGCCACCAACCAAAUAGUUCCAAAUCUAUAUUGAAACGAAAAUCUCUUGAAAUAAUGCCCGCCGACGAAGACGGUCCGAUGACGCCCGCAAUAAAGGCAGACGUCAACGCAGACCCUCGGCUACAGUCAUGUUCCUUAAAAACUUCCAACCACAAGUCAUUCUGUAGGCAGGGCAUACUGAAAAAACAGUCGGCCAGUUUUGACGACGAGUCGACACAGAAACCUAUUUUGAAAAACCGCUGUCAGUCUUGCGACGAUGAGUCGUUGCUCGCCAACAAUUUUAGCGAACUCCAUUCGAUUUUGAAACGGAAAACGAGCGAACCGUCGCCAGAACCGCCGUCACAUGGCAUACUAAAGAGGCGUGGCGAACGGGACGUCCGCCCGCCUCGGGAUCGCUGUCAGGCGGCAGUGGUGGAAGAGUCAAACCAAGACAGUCUCAAGCCAAUUUUGAAGAAGAUUUUGUCGGCGGCGGCGGUGGUGGCAGCGGACGACAAAAGGCCGAUCCUGAAGUCGAAGUUAACGGCUGACGGUCUGACCAAGUGUAGUUCAUCAUCCAAACGACCAUCGGUCGCCCAGCGGAUAUCUGACCUGGAGUCCGGGGUCGUCAGAGAUGAUCCUCCCGGCAGCAUUCGUGACUGCAGACUGCAGCACACGCGUAGCGCCCGGGACCGGACGAGGUUUCGCACGCAGCCUGUAACUCCCAGCGAAAUCAAUGCCGUUAAAAAAACUACUGCUGUUACUACGCACUCGGAAAACGACACUCAUCAGAUCGUAAGAAACGUUUCGACACCCGGCUGCAGCGGUCGCAGUUGGGCUGAUAACGAGAAUGUUGUCGCUGCGACCUUGAAGCGCACCAACAGCGUUUCGGUGAAAAAUCGAGAAUUCCAAAGUAUUUUCGAUAAGACCGCUGCAGGUAUCUGCAUUACAUCGUCGGAUGUCAACAGUAAUAUCUGCACAGCCAAAAGUAGACCGUCAAAAUAUAAACAGUGCCAAGAAAAGAAGCUGAAUGCUGCCAAUCGUUACUCGACGCAGCCAGUGACUAACCACGAAUUACAAGAAGCUAAGAAUCUGAACAGUGCUAAAUGCAAAAACGAUGAUGAUAAUGGAAGAUUGCCAAGAAGGAAAUUAGGAAGCUUUAUAAUGGAUCGGCUUCGUAUAUUUAAUGGUAACACUUGUACUAUUGACGUUGACAAAGUAGAGGAAAAAAUAUAUUUAAGAAACGGGAUGGCAGAAUCAACAAAAAAUCCAAUUGAAUGUCUUAAUAAAGAACAAUCAAAAGAUGAGACGAACAAAAUCGCAGAUAUUAUUGUCCAACCUAAAGAUGAGACAAAAACUGUCCUGAAAAAUAAAAUCCCAUCAAAAAAUCCGAAAAAAUCCACAGAAAUUAAAGUUCAAUAUAAAGAUAAGACGAAAAAAAAUCCAGAAAUUAAAGUUCAACCUGUAAAAAUGGCAAAAGAAUCCACUGACAGUGAACGUCUCAAAAAUCGUAUUUCCCGAAAUGUCGCUAUAAAUCGAUCAUUCAACAGCAAUUCGAAAUUGGAAUUGCUCAGACAAGAAAAGUUUGGAACCAUGACCAAAGAAAAUGGAGAGUUACCGAAGCCUAAAAAGUUAGUGGAACCAUCUAGUGAUAAUACUGAUGGCACUUCAGUCAUUAAUGGAGGAUCUAUUAAGGAUAGAUUGGUAGCUUUGAAGAAAAGUGGUCAGAUGGAUUGGCAAAAAAGAUUAUUGAAAAUAAAACCAGAGGAUCACGAGGUGUCAAAUAAUUCAAUAAAUGAGGCUCAAGAUUUACUUCGCAAGCAACUUACUAGACAAGUUAAGUCUACCGAAGAACCAGUUGAAUGUGUGGAUAACAUUUUAGUUGAUCGACUUAAUCGGCUUGAAACUUCUUCUAAGGAUUGGAAAAAACGAGUUGAACAAAAGGACACUACUAAUUUUACAGUAGCUGGGAAAAUGCAAAAUAAAUCUUUACCACCUCUUACGCCUGUUCUUCUGUCAGUCACUCAACGUACCUCAUUAGAAAAAUCAUCUUCAAAUGUAAUGAAAAAUAAAAUAGGCGAUGAGUCUACCAAACAAAUAAAUGUCCGUCGAAGUCUUUCAAUGUCUGAUAGUAAGACAAAAUCUUACCUCAAUAACAAGUCUGAAAAAAUACCUUUAGAAAACGGGUUAAAUAACAUAGGAAAAGAAAAAACCGUUAACGUACCAAUUAUGAUCGAUGAUGAUUUUGAUAAAUUUUUCGGUAGUUCGGUUCAGACAUCUAAUGACGGUCAAAUAGAAAAUGUAGAUUUUGAUCAUUUAAAAUCGACACGAUCUAAUUUACUCGUGCAGCGGAAAAAGGUUAAAUUUAAUCAAAGAAAACACGAGGGGUCAAAAAAUCCAAUAAAAGCAUUAGCGACAAAUCGUGAUCUGGCCCAGCAAAAAUAUACAGAAAAUAAAUCAAAUUUAUUAUUACAACGUAGUUUGGAAACAUCAACUAUCAACACUCCAUUGGCUCGAGAAGCUCUUGCAGCAUUGGCCAGUAAAGAAGAUUUUGCAUCUGUGAAUCUUCGGAAGUCUGGAGAUUCAACUCCUACUUUAUUACCACCAUACAAAGAUUUGAUGUUGCUACAUAUAAAAGGUCGAAGGCGGGUUCAAACUCGUCUUGUUUCUCCAUCUGCUGAUUCUAUCAAUCAAGGCGAUUCCUAUGUGUUAGUCACACCUUCACAAAUUUUCGUUUGGAUCGGAGAAUAUUCGAACGUUAUUGAACGAUCGCAUGCCGCUAAAGUGGCUCAAAGCAUAUUUGACAAAAAAGAUCUGGGCUGCAAAUUUGCUAAUCAGUUGUACACAAUCAAUUGUGAUUCUUCGUUGCCUAAUAGUCAACAUGAAAAGAAGUUUUGGACUCUUCUAGGCGUCACGUCCAGUGAAACGUCUUCCAUCAAAGGCCAAGGAGCGGGACACCCGGACGAAGAUGAAUUGUACGAAGCGGCCAUCGUUUCCACAAACGUUGUGUACGAGGUUACUAAUGAUGAACUCGUUGUGUUGCCAGAAAUCUCGGAAACCAUGGCCAAAAUAGAAAUACUAGAUCCCUCGAAAACGUUAGUUUUCGACUUUGGUAGCGAACUAUAUGUGUGGUACGGCAAAAACGUGAACGUCGCCAAACGCAGGCCAGCUAUCCAUCUGGCUCGUCAACUUUUCGAUGACGGUUACGAUUACUCGCAAUUCGACGUCAGUCCGAUCGAUGUAGCCACGUGUUUGGGUGACAGAAGUGAGUAUUACGAUAAAGACACUGUCUACGUCAAGUCGGGAGCAAAGAGGCCUGAAUGGACGCUAUUUGCCAAGAUAACGCAACAUAUGGAGACGGUAUUGUUUCGAGAGAAGUUUUCAGAUUGGCCGGAUUAUAGUCGAGUCAUAAGAUCGUCGAAGAAGAGCGACGACAAAGAAACUGGAGAACAUGGCACCACAUGCAUCGAUUGGUCGACCGAAAUAAGUGCGUUUGACGCGGACGAGAUGCUGAAAAUGUCGGUCAAUGAACCCGAUUUGAUCUUGGAAGGUAGUCAUCUCGGUCGUGGGUCCUCGUACUACGAUAACGAGACUUUACGAGAGUUCAUCAUAAACACCAUGGAGGUGACCGUAUGGCAUGUCCGAGAAUUCGACAGCACCGAAUUGGGACCCAAAUCUGCUGGUCAAUUUCACAGCGGUGACUCAUACAUUAUUCGGUGGACAUACAACGUUUCUAUUCAAGGUAGAGAACUUAGCGGGUUGCCGUCCCGUCGAAUGGUCACUUCUGGCAGAAAUCGCUGUGCGUACUGGUAUUGGCAUGGUCGUGACGCUACGCAAAACGAUCAGGGUGCAGCCGCUUUGUUGACUAUACAACUAGACACAGAACAGGGACCGCAGUUGAGGAUUGACCAAGGUCACGAACCGCCGGCGUUUUGGAAUCUGUUCAAGGGGACUGCGAUAGUUUACCGUGGCAAGAGAAAUGGAACGCCAAGCACUUGGCGUCUAUUCAUGGUCCACGGGGCGAAUGAGAGCGAAGCCCAUUUAACCGAGGUAUUGUGUUCUACAACGCAAUUACGUAGCCAAACGUCGUUUGUUCUUCUCAACUCUGAAAACGGCACAGUUUUCAUUUGGCACGGAAACGGAUCUUCAGAUGCAAUCAGAGAGCUAUCGUUAAAAGUGGCCGGUAGUCUGUCAAAAUUGGACGGAGGGGAAUUAGGACUAGCCGAUGGCGUCGUCCCGCAGGAACCGAAGACUGUUAGUGAAACAAACGAGUCAUUAGAUUUCUUCAGAGCUCUGGGCUGCAAGAACUCUCGGAGACUCUGCAACCAGCAAUUGUCUCGGCCGGUCGGACAUGGUGCAAGCGAUAUGAAACUGUUUCAUUUCUCGUCAGUUCUCGGGCAGUUCAAAGCAUCGCUGGUGACUGGUGCAUACGUGCCAUCACCGUAUCCGUACUUGCAAGAUCACUUGUACAACGUCAGCCAACCAGCGACGUUCAUGCUUGACACGGGCGAGGAGCUGUGGCUAUGGCAAGGAUGGUGGCCCGAGUCGGCGGUGUUGACGGCGGAGGAAGGAGAUGACGCUGACGCGGAGUCCGCUACCUUAACAGCAACAGCGUUAAACCAUCGCGGAUCAUCGUCGACCAGACUUCAAGCCGAAAGGAGGGCGGCCAUGCAAACAGCGUUAAAUUACUGGAAACGACAAUACGGCGACGACGAUGACAACGAUCCGAAAGCGUUUCUGGUAUGGGCCGGACUCGAGCCGCUCCGGUUUACGGACUGUUUCCCGGAAUGGCGCGACCGCGACGACAUCGCUGAAAUCAAUAUGAAGCAUAACCACAAACCUGGUGAGACGCAGCUUGUCGAAAUAGAGUUGGCGCGUAUCACUCAAGAAUCCUAUCCGGCCGCCCAGCUACUUCAGAGACCUCUACCAGACGGCGUUGAUCCCACCAGACUGGAGCUCUACUUGUCACCGGCCUCGUUCAAAGGCUUAUUAGACAUGAACAAAAAUGAAUUCCUACAACUGCCGAAAUGGAAGCGUACAAAAAUCAAACAGUCUGUCGGCCUCUUUUAAUACGAUCCAAAAUCAACCACUCAAACUAUAUUGUCGUUGAAUUUUUUUUUAUUUGUGUGUAUGUGUGUGUGGAUUAAAAAAAAUGUAUUGUGUAUGCAAUCUUGUAUUUUUCUACUGUGAG
This is a messenger RNA of Acyrthosiphon pisum (pea aphid), 5655 nucleotides long. RefSeq names its product Supervillin (gene Svil). Gene Ontology annotation, cellular component: actin cytoskeleton; cytoplasm. Gene Ontology annotation, biological process: actin filament severing; actin polymerization or depolymerization; barbed-end actin filament capping. Gene Ontology annotation, molecular function: phosphatidylinositol-4,5-bisphosphate binding; actin filament binding. The transcript is spliced from 25 exons. The record is from RefSeq and is a predicted model, not a curated record. NCBI's taxonomy places the organism in Eukaryota, Metazoa, Arthropoda, Insecta, Hemiptera, Aphididae. Bases 315 to 5534 code for a protein of 1739 amino acids.